AUGCAUUUUUUGAAAAAAAAAAUAAGAAUUUGGAAAAACGACCAUGCACAUUUAGUAGCGGAUGAAGAACAUAGAUAUUAUAAAUUUUAUGGAGAAAUUUUGGAAAAUCCUCAAGGACAUAUGUAUGCUGCAUUUCGUGCUAAAAAGAAGCGUUUGUUUUUUAGGACAAGCUGGGAUUUGAGUCGUUAUAAAUAUAUUUCGUUAUAUGGUAUGGGAGAUGCACGGACAUAUUUUUUAACUCUUCAGACGACAUCUUUUCCUCAGUUUGAUCUUUAUCAAAUGCCUUUUACAUUUAAAACACCAGGAAAAUGGGAAACUAUUUGUGUGCCGCUGAAUGCUUUUUAUUUGAAAGUAAAGAGUUCUGAAAUGUCUAAACAUCGAUUUUCUGGCAUAGAAAGGAUUCAAACAGUAGGUAUUUCACUUUUGAACCCAUACCCAGGUCCAUUUGAAUUGUAUAUUCGCUGGAUAAAAACAAUGAAUGAAAUUUAUAAUGAAUCUGACACUUUUGAGUUAUCGACAGAACAAGCAGCACAGGAUAUUAAUGUAUAA
Molecule: messenger RNA, 549 nt
Organism: Pneumocystis jirovecii RU7
Lineage: Eukaryota; Fungi; Ascomycota; Pneumocystomycetes; Pneumocystales; Pneumocystaceae
Exons: 4
Coding region: 1-549 (182 amino acids)
Biological process (GO): mitochondrial respiratory chain complex I assembly; mitochondrial electron transport, NADH to ubiquinone
Cellular component (GO): mitochondrion
Source: RefSeq, a predicted model, not a curated record